This is a messenger RNA of Gambusia affinis (western mosquitofish), 3344 nucleotides long. Its product is annotated as kinesin-like protein KIF3C. Gene Ontology annotation, molecular function: microtubule binding; microtubule motor activity; ATP binding. The record is from RefSeq and is a predicted model, not a curated record. The transcript is spliced from 10 exons. The coding region runs from base 636 to 2813 and encodes 725 amino acids. Gene Ontology annotation, biological process: microtubule-based movement. NCBI's taxonomy places the organism in Eukaryota, Metazoa, Chordata, Actinopteri, Cyprinodontiformes, Poeciliidae.
GCAUUUUUUAAAUGACAGAUCAGCAGUGCAGAUAUUAAGGAAGAGCCAGGUCAUCCUGAAGAAAGGCAGCCUGGAAAGGAUAAUGACGGAGGGGGUUUCCCAGCCGAGUAUUUUGAGAAGCAGCUGUCUCUGAAAAGCUCCGUCUCCGCGCAGACUGAGAGCUGCAGAUCCGCUUCAGAGCAUCUUUCAGCGGGGGGACUGGAAGAUGCAGGCGUCGGCAUGUCGCGCUGCUCCCGGAUCUCUGUAGUCAUGACGGCCAGAGGAAGAUGUGUGAACUGACUUGGGUCAUUCCUGGCGUUGUUGGAUUUGUUUUUUCUUUCCACCGAGUGAAUCUGGACGUGUUGCGGGACUGAAAUGGAGCGUCAAUCCGAAGCGUGAAAGACACUGAGCGACAGUUUGUGUUUGAGGGCUAAAAUUGGACAAUAAGCAAAGGAAAUCAGAAAGAGGGGGGUCUCAUCAUUUGCAAUGGUAAUUUUUCUGUUUCUAUUUUUAGCCACAGUUUCUUUUCUCCAUUGUGACAUGACCACGAAGCCAUAUUGAAUACCUUAUUAAUUAUUUUUCAUGGGAUAUAAUUCACAGACAAUUGCUGUAUUCUCUAAUUAGGAAUAUAUAGACCUUAUUCAAAGAACCCAAUCAUGUCCAAAAAUAAGAGCAGCGAAGCAGUGAAGGUGGUAGUUCGAUGUCGUCCACUGAGCCGGAAAGAGGAGUCCACUGGUCCUGCUGGGGGGAUUGUGCAGAUGGAUCUACGGCUCGGACAGGUGAUCCUCAGAAACCCCCGGGCGCCACCAAGCGAGCCCCAAAAAACAUUCACAUUUGAUGCGGUGUAUGAUUCAAGCUCCAAACAGCGAGACCUGUACGACGAAAGCGUCCGUCCACUGAUAGAUUCUGUUCUUGCAGGCUUCAAUGGCACCAUCUUUGCCUACGGGCAGACUGGAACUGGAAAGACCUACACCAUGCAAGGAUUGUGGCUGGACCCAGAGAAGCAAGGUGUGAUCCCUAACGCUUUUGACCACAUCUUUACGCACAUUUCCCGCUCACAGUCUGACAAGCAGUAUCUGGUGCGGGCAUCCUACCUUGAGAUCUACCUAGAGGAGAUCCGUGACCUCCUUGAUCCCAACCAUGGCAACACCAGAGGCCUGGAGCUCAGAGAGAGUCCAGAGACAGGAGUUUAUGUUCAAGAUCUCACAUCUUGCGUGUGCAAAAGUAUCAAGGAGAUUGAGGAGGUAAUGAAUGUGGGCAAUCAGGCCAGGGCAGUUGGAGCAACGGACAUGAACGAACAUUCAUCAAGGUCUCAUGCCUUGUUUCUGAUCACUGUGGAAUGCAGUCAGCCUGGACCAGAUGGGAGAAAACAUAUUAGAGUGGGACGGCUUAAUUUGGUGGACCUGGCUGGCAGUGAGCGGCAAGCUAAGACAGGAGUCCAGGGUGACCGCCUUAAGGAAGCCGCUAAGAUCAACCUAUCUCUAUCAGCUCUGGGGAAUGUCAUCUCAGCUUUGGCCGAUGGACGUAGUAGCCACGUGCCGUACCGGGACUCCAAGCUGACGCGGCUGUUGCAGGACUCUUUGGGUGGCAAUGCCAAGACGGUCAUGGUUGCAACUGUUGGCCCAGCCCCCCAGCAUUACGAUGAGACUCUCACCACCCUUCGUUAUGCCAAUCGUGCAAAGAACAUCCAGAACCAGCCCAGAGUCAACGAGGACCCCAAAGAUGCUCUUCUCCGUGAGUUCCAGAAGGAGAUUGCUCGUCUCAGGGCGCAGCUCAACCACAGGAGGUUUAGGAGCAAACAGAAGAAGGAGCAGGUGGAUGGUGAGGCUUGGGAAAGAGACGGAGAUGAAGAGGGGGAGGAGCUUGAAGAAGAAGAGGUGGAAAAAGAGGCAGAAGAGUUUGUGAAGCUGGAGGAACAAAGGUUGGAGAAAGAGAAUGAAGCCAUUAGAGAGGAUCAAUUUCUGUUGGCAGAGGAGAAGCAGAAGCUCCUGGGGGAGAACGAGAAGAUGAUGGGGGAUCUGAGGAAGAGGCAGGAAGCCACCGAACAGCUGACUGCCAGAUACAAGGCAAUGGAGAGCAAGCUGCUGGUCGGAGGGAAGAACAUCAUCGAUCACACCAACGAGCAGCAGAAGAUGCUGGAGAUGAAAAGGCAGGAGAUCGCUGAGCAGACACGAAGGGAGAGGGAGAUGCAGCAGCAGAUGUUGGUCCAGGAUGAGGAGGCGGUGGAGCUGAGGGAGACUUUCACAUCCCUUCAACAAGAAGUCGAGGCCAAGACCAAGAAACUCAAGAAGCUGUACGCCAAGCUCCAGUGCACCAAGGCGGAGAUCAAGGAUGUGAACGACGAGCACGUGAGGAGCCGGCAGGAGCUGGAGCAAACGCAGAACGAGCUCACCAGAGAGCUCAAGUUCAAGUAUCUGAUCAUAGAGAACUUCAUUCCUCCAGAGGAGAAGAAUAAAAUCAUGAACAGGUUGAUGUUUGACCCAGACGAGGAUGAGUGGAAGUUCAAGCCUCUUGUUCCAGAGGAAAGUAAAUCCUCACAGAUGAAGAAAAGACCGCUGUCUGCAGUCGGAUACAAGCGACCAAUCAGCCAAUAUGCUCGGGUAGCGAUGGCGAAGGGAACUCACCCCAGAUACAGGGCUGAGAACAUCAAGUUGCUGGAGCUGGACAUGACUCCUCCAAACACCUCAGCUCUGACGGACGGGGAGCAGAACCAAAGUCCUACACUGAACAACUCUCCCUCCAACGACAAAGGGAUCUGCAAAUCUCGCUCUUGGUACCAGAGCCAAAAAUCCAUCACUUCCUCUUCUUCUAAUAAUUCCUUGCUCUUCAUUUGACGCCGGGACACAAACACACACCAUCACCUCUGCUGCCUCCGAAGAAGGCAUAAAAUAGGAAGCUAACAGACCGGAUGAACCUCAGAGACUCUGUGAGACUUUACUCCUGCAGUUCGUUUAGGAUCCAACUGUCCCUUUCUUCUGCAUGUUUGAAUCAAAGAGGUUUUGGAUCAAAGAGAAAAUUCUGUCUCACUGAAGUAACCGGUGAAUUUUGGGGAGAAAAACGGAAGAGACUGAAAAAGAUCUCAAUAAAUACCGAGAUAUUUAUACAUAUUCCAUCUAUUCAGGGGAUUUCCAGGUUAGGUUUGGUCUGUUUUAUGUGUAAAGGGAAGACUUUAACAAUUAGGAACAUUUUGUCUGUGUUGGCUUUUGGAAGUGACUGCAGUAAAAAUAAUAAUAUGAUGUUGUUGGUCAGAUGUGGUCCUGAAACCUGAAUGAUGACCUUUAUCAUCCCUGUCCAUUCCUCUGUCUUUCUGUGUCUAAUUCAACUCAAAUGUCUUGAAAGAAAUAUCAUUAAAGUGCAGAAUGUGA